Suillus fuscotomentosus is the source of this 994-nucleotide messenger RNA. RefSeq lists its product as uncharacterized. The record is from RefSeq and is a predicted model, not a curated record. Gene Ontology annotation, biological process: DNA damage response. The coding region runs from base 40 to 873 and encodes 277 amino acids. Gene Ontology annotation, molecular function: single-stranded DNA binding. The transcript is spliced from 7 exons. Lineage: Eukaryota; Fungi; Basidiomycota; Agaricomycetes; Boletales; Suillaceae.
CUGACCAAGCCCACCCCCUAUGCAAGUUAUCCUCUAACCAUGUGUGGACGAUAUGCCCUAGGUCUACAGCGUGCCGAAAUACGCGCUUUACCUGGAUACCCCAAUCUCGAAAUUGGUGAAUGGGUAAACGAAGACAAUUUCGUGCCCCGCUAUAACAUUGCGCCAAACUCUCAAGCGCCUGUCAUUCGCAGGCGUAAUGCUUCUUCACCCGACCUUCAAAUGCAGACCAUGCGGUGGGGCAUCCCUUAUGGUAAGAUUCAUGCAAAAGGUCAACAAGCCAUCAAUGCACGCUCGGAAAACAUCAUGGAAAGUGCAGGGAUGUGGAACAAAUACAGAAGCGGUAAUCGCUGUGUCGUUGUUAGCCAGGGGUACUACGAGUGGCAGACAAAAGGCAAGGCCAAGCUUCCACACUUUACGAAAAAUGCCGAUGGGAAGGUGAUGCUCAUGGCUGGACUUUAUCACGUUUCAGAGGAAACAAUUCCAAACUACGUUUUUGCUAUAAUUACAACGAGCGCCAGCACAUCACUUAGUUGGCUGCACGACCGCCAACCUGUCAUUCUUACAUCCGACGCCGAUGUCACUAAGUGGCUUGAUACCAGCUCGAAUGCUUGGUCCGCCGAACUUGGUAAACUGUUACGACCGGCUGAAGGUCUAAUUUGCUAUCAAGUUCCAAAGGAAGUUGGAAAAGUUGGUGCCGAAUCUCCCGCCUUUGUCCAGCCCGUUGCAACACGCAAAGACGGAGGGAAGGGAAAUAAGGAAGGCAUCAAGCGCAAGCGUAGUCCAUCUCCAGUCAUACCAUCAAUGCAAUCUGAGCCAGUCGGGAAGGUGAAUAAGAGUCCUAAGAUAGAGUGCAAAAAGUUUAAAAUUGAAUAACUUGUUGCGAGUAUACCGCGACCUAUGUACUAUCAUCACAUCCUAUUUGUGGUUCGCAUGCAGCGCAGAUUUGUAGUCGUACAUAUGUCAUAAUUCUAACCCCGCAGAAGUUGCUUGUCAC